CCACACUCCAGCAACCAACACCUCACAACCCGCCGCCAUGCCUCAGAACGAGUACAUCGAGCGCUGGACGAAGCAGCACGGCAAGCGCCUCGACCACGACGAGCGCAAGCGCAAGAGGAUAGCGCGUGAAGGCCACGAUGGCUCGAAGAAGGCACAAAACUACCGCGGUCUGCGCGCCAAGCUCUACGCCGAGAAGCGCCGCAAAGAAAAGAUCCAGAUGAAGAAGACGAUCCGCGCACACGAGGAACGCAACGUCAAGACGUCCGAGCCCGCCGAGCCGUCGACCGAAGCGCUACCGCAGUACCUGCUCGACCGCAGCAACGAGAAGAACGCCAAGGCCCUCUCCUCCGCAAUCAAGCAAAAGCGCAAUGAGAAAGCAGCCCGCUUCAGCGUGCCCCUGCCCAAGGUCAAGGGCAUCAGCGAGGAGGAGAUGUUUUCGGUGAUAAAGACCGGUAAAAAGACUGCAAAGAAGAGCUGGAAGCGCAUGAUCACAAAGCCGACAUUCGUCGGUCCGGGCUUCACGCGUAGGCCGGUCAAGUACGAGCGCUUUAUUCGCCCGAUGGGUCUGCGCUACAAGAAAGCGAAUAUUACGCACCCGGAGCUCAGUGUUACGGUGCAGCUGCCGAUUAUUUCGGUCAAGAAGAACCCCCAGAACCCGUUGUAUACGCAGCUUGGCGUCCUGACAAAGGGUACGAUCAUUGAGGUGAAUGUGUCGGAGCUGGGUCUGGUUACUGCGGGUGGUAAGGUUGUGUGGGGUCGGUAUGCUCAGGUGACAAACAACCCCGAGAACGACGGCUGUCUGAACGCUGUUUUGCUCGUCUAGACGCGUACGAAGAGUUGAUGUGUAGCAUUUCACGGCGUUGUGUGUUGGGCUUGAGUUCAGACAUGGCGUUCAAGGGCCCAUCGAUCAGGGUACAUCGGUUUGCGAGGCAGGACUAAAAGUUGGCUGAUGAUGCAGUGUCUUGCGGCGCCCGCGUGUGAGCAAGGAGCGCGCAAGGAAAGAAGAUUAAGAUUAUAGAUACCACAAUAAACUGACUG
Messenger RNA from Macroventuria anomochaeta, 1038 nucleotides. RefSeq names its product TGF-beta-inducible nuclear protein-like protein 1. Gene Ontology annotation, cellular component: preribosome, large subunit precursor; nucleolus. The record is from RefSeq and is a predicted model, not a curated record. The transcript is spliced from 3 exons. Gene Ontology annotation, biological process: maturation of 5.8S rRNA; maturation of LSU-rRNA. Bases 38 to 823 code for a protein of 261 amino acids. NCBI's taxonomy places the organism in Eukaryota, Fungi, Ascomycota, Dothideomycetes, Pleosporales, Didymellaceae.